AUCAAAUAUCCAGAUUGGGAAUGAGGAACGAAUCAACGUCUCGGAGAUGAAAGAUUUAUCGCAGUUGAGAGCACAACACUCUCUUUCUUGUAAACACCAAGCGUACUCAGCCCAAAGACACAAGACACAACUACACGAUGGUCCACACAGCUGAAUAUCUCAAGCCACAAGAGACGAGCGUCUCGAGUAUCCUUGCUGGAGGAUAUGCACACCCUUUGGCGCGCGAGUGGCAACACGAGAGACAACUCACCAAGAACAUGUUCAUCUACCCUCUGUUUGUGAGUGAUAUUGAAGAUGAGGAUACGCUGAUCGAGUCGCUGCCAAACCAAAGACGAGUCGGUGUCAACAAGCUGAUCCCAUUUGUUAAGCCUUUGGUUGAAAAGGGGCUGAGAUCUGUUAUCCUCUUUGGUGUUCCUACGAAGCCAGGUUCUAAGGACCCGGUUGGUACCUCAGCGGAUGAUCCAGAAGGUCCUGUUAUCAUGGCGACCAAGUUGUUGAAGAAGGAGUUCCCAGAUCUGUUUAUCAUGGCCGAUGUGUGCCUCUGUGAAUACACUUCUCAUGGCCACUGUGGUGUCCUUUUCGAAGAUGGCACCAUCAACAGAGAGGAAUCUGUUUUCAGAAUCGGCGCUGUUGCUGUUAACUACGCAAAGGCUGGUGUUGACUGUGUUGCUCCUUCUGAUAUGAUUGACGGCAGAGUCCGUGAGAUCAAGCGUGGUUUGAUCGAAGCCAAACUUGCCCAUAAAUGCUUUGUCAUGUCAUACAGUGCUAAAUUCAGUGGUAAUUUAUAUGGCCCAUUCAGAGAUGCCGCUUGUUCUGCUCCAGGCAAAGGUGAUAGAAAACGUUACCAACUCCCAUCUGGAGGCCGUGGAUUGGCCAGAAGAGCACUCAGAAGAGAUAUUGAAGAAGGAACUGACGGUAUCAUCGUCAAACCAUCAACUUUUUACUUGGAUGUUAUGAGCGAUGCCGCAGAGAUUGGUAAGGACUAUCCAAUCUGUGCAUACCAUGUCUCUGGUGAGUUUGCCAUGCUACAUGCCGCAGCAGAGAAGGGUAUCUGUCAUUUGAAGUCAGUCGCAUACGAAUCACACCAAGGAUUCCUCAGAGCAGGUGCAAGAUUGAUAAUCAGUUACUUCACUCCAGAAUUUUUGGAAUGGUUGGACGAAUGAGUUGGAACUACUUGAAUUGUACAUAAAAUAGAGUAAUACCUGUUAAUUAAAGAACCCUCAUUGGGAG
Molecule: messenger RNA, 1230 nt
Organism: Williopsis jadinii
Lineage: Eukaryota; Fungi; Ascomycota; Saccharomycetes; Phaffomycetales; Wickerhamomycetaceae
Gene: HEM2
Product: porphobilinogen synthase HEM2
Exons: 1
Coding region: 138-1163 (341 amino acids)
Biological process (GO): heme biosynthetic process
Cellular component (GO): cytosol
Molecular function (GO): porphobilinogen synthase activity; zinc ion binding
Source: RefSeq, a predicted model, not a curated record